Molecule: messenger RNA, 1244 nt
Organism: Mangifera indica (mango)
Lineage: Eukaryota; Viridiplantae; Streptophyta; Magnoliopsida; Sapindales; Anacardiaceae
Product: protein REVERSION-TO-ETHYLENE SENSITIVITY1
Exons: 3
Coding region: 278-1018 (246 amino acids)
Biological process (GO): response to ethylene; regulation of ethylene-activated signaling pathway
Cellular component (GO): endoplasmic reticulum; Golgi apparatus
Source: RefSeq, a predicted model, not a curated record
AAGCUUGAUUUUUGUCAGAAUAAAAUCAAAACAGAGCAGUUUCUACUUCUACUCCACCAUGAACAAACAACAACAAAAAAAACUAUUCUCCUUCUUCUUCUUCUAUGCAACUUGCUUGAUUCAGCUUCUUUCCUCAGCAUCAGUUUUUGAAGGUAAGUUUGAAUAAACUGUUUUUUUUUCUGAGACAGUUGUAUCCCUUAUUGGAAACUAGUUCAUUAUGUCUGAGGGAGUAGUUUGACAUAGUUGCACUGCAUCACAGAAAAUUGCCAAAGGUCAUAUGCCAAGGGGAGUGGGAGGACUUUCAACAAUGAAUAUAAAAGCAGUCUAUGAUGUUGAAUGUAUGAGUAGUUCUACAUCUAGAAUUCAGCAUGAGCUGUGGCCGCUCAACGACAUUAAUCCAAAGGCAGCAAAGUUUCCAUGUUGUUUAGUUUGGACUCCGCUCCCAGUUGUUUCGUGGCUGGCACCUUUCAUUGGGCAUGUUGGAAUUUGCAGGGAGGAUGGAAUUAUUUUGGAUUUUUCAAGUUCCAACUUUGUGAAUGCUGAUGAUUUUGCUUUUGGUGCUGUUGCCAGAUAUCUUCAGCUUGAUCGGAAUCAGUGUUGCUUUCCCCCAAAUCUGGCUGCACACACAUGCAAUCAUGGUUAUCGUCACACAGAAUUUGGAACAGCAAUCACAUGGGAUGACGCAUUACAGUCGAGUGUGUGUCAAUUUGAACACAAAACUUACAACCUAUUUACAUGCAACUGCCACUCUUUCGUUGCCAAUUGUCUGAACAGGCUCUGUUAUGGUGGAUCAAUGGGUUGGAACAUGAUUAAUGUGGCAGCUCUGAUACUUUUUAAGGGACAAUGGAUUAACAGCAUGUCGAUUAUACGAUCGUUUCUCCCAUUCUUGUUCGUGCUCUGCACAGGUGUAUUAAUGGUGGGCUGGCCGUUCCUGAUUGGGUUGUUCUCAUUUUCUCUCCUCCUUCUGGGGUGGUUUGUAUUUGGUACCUAUUGCGCCAAGGGCUUGGUAGAAUGCUAGUUCCUGGCGUCAUCAUUAUUGUUUAGGUUUUGCUUUGUCAAAGAAGAAAAAAUGGUACAGUUUACUGUUUCUUCUGAAAAUUAUGAUCAUAGGACAUGUUAAACAGAUGUAGCAAAUUUACAGCAGGAAGCUUUACUGAUGUUACAAAGUAUAAAGUCUAUGCCGCAUCAAGGAACUGAACUAAUCUUAGAUUUGAUUUAGAAUAGAAAUAGAACUUUUGGUUUCA